CUUAAAGUGAAUCAUUCAAUAAAGUUAUAUACGGUAUACACUGUUAUAUAAAAUGUGUGUUAUAUAAGUGAAUAAUAAGUUUUUUUCUCUAAAAAAAAAGUUAGUAGUGUUUAGAGAGAGAGACUAGUGUUUUAGGUCAUCACACAAAACAAUUUGAUUACCGUAUAUAUACUGUCUAUAUAUAUAUAUAUAUUGUCGCCGACACUCAUAUAUAUCUAUUGAGAGACACACACGUAGUAGUAAUAGUAGUAAUAGUAGUAAUAGUAGUGAUCAUCGACUAAGUGCUCAUUUACUUGAUAAGUGAUAGCUUAGUAAGUCAUACAUACAAAACUAGUGACUGACUGACCGGGAAUUUUUGCGGACACACCAUAAAAAUGUUGUUGAUACCAUCAUCAACAUCAUCGACAUCAUCAUCAAUGUUGGUCAUCAUCAUUGUUGUAUUAAACAUACUAAUCGGUGUAAUACUGUCGACACCGUUAACAGCACAGGCAGUACUACAACCGGCAUCACCACUGAUACCGGCAAACAAUGAUAAUAAUAAUAAUAAUAAUAACAAUUAUAAGAUAACAUCGCGUUUUAAACGUCAAACUUCCUAUAAUUUCAACCAAUUUCACGCAAACUUUUCCAAUCCUUAUCAAUUUCCACCGCAACCGGACCUAAGCUCAACAUUCAGACAACAGUUUCAUCAAUUGGGUUCACCAGCUAUUGUCGGUGGUGGUGGUGGUGUCGACCCAAAUAGCAAUCAAGCAUUCAAUACAAUCAGACGGUUCCCACAGUUUCCAUCCAAUAGUAAUUUGAAUACAAAUAUUAACAACAAUCAGCCGUCACUAGACUCGUCGUCGGCAGCUCUGUUACCCCGUCAGCCGCAGGUCAUAUCGGUACUGAGCGGAACGGGUGUAGGUCCGCAUCAGGCCGUAUCGUGGAAUCCGCCGCCAACAAUAGUACCGCCAGCGUCGGUGAUCGGCAACAACAACAAUAAUCGCCAGAAACAGACUUAUCAAAUCAAUCCGCAACCACAGUCCACACCACUAUCAUCGUCCGUAUUCGGGUCAUCGCUAGACGGCGGCGCCGGCGGGUCGUUAUCCGACAAAACGGAAUCGGAACGCCAGAAUCGAUAUGUUGGCCAUCAAUCGCAGCCACAAUCGCAGAGUUUCUAUCCGCCACAGCCGCCCACUCGCGAGUAUGAUUUUGCCGGCGGCGUAAGCCGUAGUGGACUCCAGUCGGCACAUCAUCAGCAGCCGUCUUCGUCGUCUCAGUCAUCGGGAGCAGCAGUAGAGUCGGCACUUCUGGCAUCUCGUCAACCAUCGCCACAGCCUUCAGCCGCGUCGUCAUCGUCGGCCACCAGCAGUGGUGGCAGUAAUAAGCCUUCAAGCGGUGAGAAUAAGCCACAAAAAGAUGAUGUCGUCAUCUAUUACUACUACUAUUAUGACGACGACAAGAAUGGCACCAAUAAGGCUGGAUCGUCGGCAUCAUCGGCCGGAGCCGCAGGUGAUUCAAACCUUGACGCCAUACCAUCGUUAGAAUCAUUUGAUCAAAACCGUGGGUCUAACAGAGCCGGUGGUGAUAAACCGGGACGAGUUGUCAUCAAGAAUGCCGCCAAUGAUAACAACAACAACAAUAGAGAUAAUAAUAAUAAUAAGGAAACAGUAGUUUCAUCCAGAGAUAAGUCGUUUGGUCGCCAGGAUUCUUCGCCAUCGUUUGGCGACAUACGUAAGCCAUCGCCGCCACCGCAACCGCUGCCGGCACCUGUGGUUCCCAGUAGUCAGCCACAGUCGACGCCACAAUUUUUCAUAACUCCAUCGCCAUUCACACCGCCACCACCGCCACCACCAACACAAUCAUCAGCAGCAGCUGAUAAUCUACCAUUCGGUUCAUUUCAAAGUCUUCGAGAGAUUCCGUCUGCAGGAGCUGUAACCCAAUCACCGGUUGAAAGGAGUCGCGAAACGGUUAGCGUUUCAGUUUCGGAAAACCAGAACAACGCCGCACCGGUAUCUAAUGUUUUCCGUUAUGGAUCAUCGGUUAGCUCACAGCGAGGAGGAAACUCACCGUUUGACAGUUCCCGCGGAGGAGGAGGAGGAGCAUCGCAGCCACAACCACAACAGCCGCAAACUUUUAGCAGCACUAGUAGUGUCCGAAGCAGUAGUUCCAGUAGUAGUAGUAGCAGUUCGAGCAGCAGUUCCGGUGGGGUAUCGUCGUCGUCGUCGUCGCCGGCUUUCGGUAAUGCCAUCAACAACGGUGGUCAUCGCGGCGAUCAUCAUCAGCGACCGCAGAGUUCGUUUUCGCCACAAUUUCCCGGCCAAGCGUUCCGUCACAUUCCGUCGUCGUCAUCGCAACAACAACCGGCCGCCCAACCACAGGAACCGUCAGUUACUCCAGGUUUUGUAAACUUUGGUCGCAUUACACCGCCGCCGGCAUCAGCGCCAGUGGACGACUUUCCGCCACCCAAACAGCCAGUAGACAAUCAAUUGGAUAGUCUGGGUCGUCCGGCCAAUGCGUUCGAGUCGUUUUCGUUGGCCACUUUUCCGCCAACAACGGUAACCAUACCGACACAACCAUCAACAACAACAACAACCACUACGACUACUACCACUACAACCACAACGACAACACCUGCACCGCCACCUCCGUCGCCAUCCACUCCCGCGGCCCCCGAGGAAGAAGCGUCUGAAGCGCCGCGAAGAUUCGGUAAUAGGCGACGACCUAACGCCGCCUCCAAUCGAAACUCAUUCCUCCUCAACAGAGUUCGUCCGACUAUCGGCAGUACUACCACUACGACAACCACUGCCACUCCACCGACUACCAGAGCUGCUCGUAUUACAAGACCCACGGCUGGCGGCAACAGUGUCGGCGGAUUUCGACAAAGACCCGGCCGAUUCAGGAAACGGCCCGGAAAUGAUGAUAACAACAACGAAUCAGAUACAACCGUAAGUGCAACGACAGCGGCCAGUGUAGCACAACAACAGCCAUCGUCUACCGAAGCCGCUGUAACCGCAGCGCCGUCAACACCGCGUAGAUUUUUGGGCGCCGGCGGUGAACGUCGACGAUUUGGCGGAACUCCACGUACGCCGGCCACAAUCAACAGACUGUCGCCGUCAUCGCAGUCAUCGACAGCAACACCAUCGGCUUCAGCAACAUCGGCACCGGUAGCAGCCACUACCAGAUCACCGCUAUCAUUGAGACGGCCAGCUAAUCCAUUAAUCGGUUCCCGAAAUCGACCUCAACUCAGAGGCCGACAGCCGUUUUCGAGAAAUAAAAAUCAAGAAAAUACCGACGAAACAAGUAGUCCGGCGCCCGCGCCCGUCGAGUCAUCGCCUGCAUCAUCGCCGCCGGCGAGUAGCGAAUCGUCAGUCAAUGUGCCAUCAGAUGACAGUCCGGCUGCUGCUUUGGCCGCCGCCGAUGAAGCCGGCAAUCAGCCAGCAAACAACAAUCAACCAGAGGUUUCGUCAUCAUCGCCACCGCCAGCCAGUGAGCAGCCGCCAACACCUGACCAGAAGCCGAAAGGCCGACUACAGAGACCAUUGUUUGCCAACCGGCAGCGAUCCAGUCUGUUUGGCCGCAGAGGUGCCGCCGGCGCCGCCGCCAACACUGGUAACUAAACAUAACACAUGUGUAGUCAUCCCAUCCCUCUCUCUCUAUAUAUAUAUAUAAACAAAAA
This is a messenger RNA of Oppia nitens, 3655 nucleotides long. RefSeq names its product mucin-2-like. The record is from RefSeq and is a predicted model, not a curated record. The transcript is spliced from 3 exons. Bases 375 to 3596 code for a protein of 1073 amino acids. NCBI's taxonomy places the organism in Eukaryota, Metazoa, Arthropoda, Arachnida, Sarcoptiformes, Oppiidae.